Molecule: messenger RNA, 2025 nt
Organism: Lachancea dasiensis
Lineage: Eukaryota; Fungi; Ascomycota; Saccharomycetes; Saccharomycetales; Saccharomycetaceae
Source: the annotation of a GenBank genome assembly
AUGCUACGGUCCAAUUUCAGAAGCAUUUCAAGGACGAGAACUUUUUUCAGACAAAAAGGUAGCCUCGGAGCUUCCUUCUCCAGACAAGAUUUUGACCAUGCAGGAUUCGACCUUGACCAUGAGGCUCCGAAAUACUCUAGCGACACACAUCAAUUUGGUCAAGUUGUAGAGAAUAUUACGCCUGAGAUCAAAAUGGAUGUGGUCUCAAGAGAAGAUAUGCUACGCCAGCAGCCGCAAAGUCCAUAUCGUGACAGCUCGGGAGAACUUAUACAGGGUAAAAACGCCAAAGAAUCCAGACUAUUACCUGAGACUUUGCUUGGUCGUGCUCCAAGAGACCAGAUCGAGCUCAACACCAAAGUAGCAGACGCUAUUAGGAAGAAUAUAUUGAGUUUGCAUAUACCGAGCAAUUUGAGACGUUCUGCAGGAAAUAAAUUCGUGGAGCUAAAGCAAAGCAGGCUCCAUCGAGCUACAAAAACAAGCAUGGAGGUGGACUCUCACAUUGCGUCUAUUUUUUUACAAAAUUAUGCAUCAAUAUUCCAAAGCUUAAGCGAGCUUAAGAAAAGGCUUCGUGAUGACUUCAAACCCGACAAAGUUUUAGACGUAGGAUACGGUCCUGCUACUGGGAUGGUGGCGCUUAAUGAUCUUUUGGGAGCUGAAUUUCGCCCAAGCGUGAAGGAUGCUGUUAUCUUUGGCCAUUCUGAAAUGAAGAAAAGGGCCAAAAUUAUGUUGAGUCGACAGCUUAAUGAAGUAUCGCAUCUUAUCUCAGAACAAGAAACUCGGUCGGAGCAUACGAUUGAUGGCGAUGAAGAUGACCUGGUAGGUGAGGUAAUGAUCAAAAAAAUACGCACCCAUACCACAUUGAGAGAUGAGAUCCCCGUAGCUAAGAGGUACGAUCUUAUUAUAUUAACACAUCAACUCUUGCAGACAGAGGAGAAAUUUCCCUAUGAGGUUGACACUAAUAUUGAGCUGUUUCUCAAGCUUCUGGCACCAGGUGGUCACAUAGUUCUGAUAGAGCGAGGAAAUCCUAUGGGGUUUGAAAUCAUAGCGAGAGCUCGCCAAGUGGCCGUUCGCCCGGAAAACUUCUUAAAUGAACAUGGGAAAAUUCCAAGACCGUGGGGAAGAGGGUUUCAUAGUGCCAACCCUGAUAUCGAAAGAAAAUGGGAAGGGAUUGAUUCGAAAGAUUCAAAGUUUGAGGAAGAAAUUGAAAAACAAGCAACUUCUUCGGGAAAGGAAGAAAGUUACCAUCUUAAGAUUAUUGCACCCUGUCCACACCAACGUAAAUGCCCUCUUCAAAUCGGUAAACCGCAGUACUAUGAGUACGGGGAAGGAAAGAAUCUCAACUUUUGUAACUUCCAGAAAUCUGUUCUGAGACCACGCUACUCCAUAGAAUUGAAGAAAGGCAAAAUUCUAGCGACUCCUUGGGAGAAUAAUCAUGAACCAAUAGGAAUUAAAGGUUUAGCCAAAAAGGGCACUGGGAGACCCAACGGUAGGAAUUUUGAAAUUUUGAACUACAGCUACUUGAUUAUGGAGAGAUCACAUACAGACUCAAAGACAGUUGAGUUGAUACACAAACAACGAGAGGAGCAGAAUUUGAGUUAUGACGUUGGAUCGUUGGGAAAUAACACACCCGAUACAUGGCCCCGAAUAAUCAGACAGCCAAUAAAGCGGAAAGGGCAUGUGGUAAUGGAUCUGUGCGGGUCAUCUGGAUUAGUUGAAAAGUGGACAGUGCCAAAGUCUUUCUCUAAGGAAAUAUAUCACGAUGCGAGGAAGGCCAUGAAAGGAGAUUUGUGGGCCCUGGAUGCUAAGACCAAAGCGGUGGCAAUGAGUGGGCUGAAUGUCAAGAAGCUGGAGCAGGUCGAGCAACAAAAAUUGCGUGAAGCGAGAAGGUUAGCGAAGCGGAGGGAAAGGGAACUGGAUGAAGCUGUUAACGCAGUGGACUAUGGAGACUCCCCACUGUCAACUGAAGAGAGUGUGGGUGUUUUGGCCACAAUGUAUGGCGACCAGUUCAAUAAGAAUUGGAAAUAG